Messenger RNA from Triticum turgidum subsp. durum (durum wheat), 654 nucleotides. Lineage: Eukaryota; Viridiplantae; Streptophyta; Magnoliopsida; Poales; Poaceae. The record is from the annotation of a GenBank genome assembly.
AUGGGCGGCGAGGAGCGGCAUACCUCCAGCUGGGUGGUGGACAUGGAGAAGAUGCUGGCAGACGACGAUCCUUACUCCAGGAGGAUGGAGGAAAAGCGAUGGGAGGCGCAAUCCAUCUACCGGGUACCACAGUGGCUCAAGGGCACCAACACCAAAGCCUACCGGCCGCGGCUAGUGUCUUUGGGGCCCUUCCACCACGGCGACUCCAAUCUGCGGGCCAUGGAGGAGCACAAGGGACGCGCGUUAGUGCACCUGAUUAAGCGGAGCCAGAAGCCGCUCCAGGAUUUCAUCUCUGCCAUCGGCGACGUGGCAGAGGAGCUCGAGGCAGCAUACGGCAAGGAUCUCCAUAUGAAGUGGCGGAACAACAGACGGAGCUUUGUCGACCUGAUGCUCACGGACGGCUGCUUCCUUCUGGAGAUUAUUAGUGCACCUUUCCAGGAUUACAAGCUGCAUGAUCCCGUCUUCAGCAGGAGUGGCAGAGAACAAAUAGACCCCAUUCUCCGGUCUGACAUGCUACUGAUUGAGAACCAGCUGCCUCUGCUUGUUCUCAAGAAGAUCCUGGGUGUUGUGCGUCCUAAUAACAGUCCGGUAUGGUCCAGAGCAAGAUUUUCGGAAUGGUGUGGUGCUGGAAUGUCUACGUCGGGCGCUGCAUGA